UGAUAUAAAUGAUUGUGACAAUGAACGGAUGAUGAUCGCGGGGUCAAAGUCGACGCGCACAGCCAGGAGAAUCUGACUCCGUGAAACCACCGGAGGAGAGGAGCAGCGGCUCGGUGUGGUAUUAACAGCAGGAGGGGAUCCCGGUGCGUGUGUGUCUGUCUCUGUGUGCGUUUCAGUGAGCCUCUGUCAAGCCAAGCGAGGAGUGGAGAGAGGGCGACCAGGCGAGCACAUUAUAAGCCGAUCAAGGUGGAAACGCACACAGCAAGCGAGCUUCACGUCUGGGAUUUCUGCGCAGCUACAUGCUGUGACUGCAAGUGCAAGGAUGCUGCGUCUAUCGUGUUGCACUGCCCUGCUGUUUGUGUUGAGGCUGCUGGUGGGCUUGCCUUGGUACCAGGUUCUCCCGGCCAUCCUGAUCUUCUACCUGGGUAGCGGAGGAUGGAGCUUCUUACAGAUUUUUGCCAAAACAAUUGGCAGAGACUUACAUGCGGCGUAUGUAUUAUUGCGGGUAAAGAUGAAUGUCAGACGCCACCUCAAAGAGAAGAACACUAUUCCGAAGAUCUUCGCUGAAACAGUCCGCCGUCAUGGGGACAAAACAGCACUGAUCUUCGAAGGGACUGGUGAGAAGUGGACCUUCCAUGAGUUAGACGAAUACUCCAACAGAGUGGCUAACCUGCUGCUUCAGCGAGGUUUCAAGGAGGGUGAUGUGGUAGCCCUUUUCAUGGAGAACCGGUCCCAGUAUGUGGGCCUCUGGCUGGGCAUGGCCAAGAUUGGAGUAGAGGCUGCUCUCAUCAACUUCAAUUUGAGACUAGAGGCCUUGGUUCACUGUGUCACCAUCUCCAAUGCCAAGGCUGUGGUGUUCGGGUCAGAGCUGACUGAUGCGGUGUCCGAGGUCCACAGCUCAAUGGGAAAGGCAGUGCAGAUGUUUUGCUCUGGAGACUGGGACUCCAAACGUGUCCCACAGGGAACCGAGUGCCUAGAGCCCCUGCUGGCUGCCUCCCAGACUCACCUGCCAAGCCGGCCGCAAAGCUGCUUCACAGAUCGCCUGUUCUACAUCUACACAUCAGGAACCACUGGGAUGCCGAAAGCUGCUAUUGUUGUGCACAGCAGGUACUACCGCAUGGCAGCUUUGGUGUAUUAUGGCUUCAGGAUGACAUCAGAUGACGUGUUGUAUGAUUGCCUUCCACUCUACCACUCUGCAGGUAAUGUUGUGGGAGUGGGCCAGUGUUUAAUACACGGCAUGACUGUAGUCAUCAGAAAGAAGUUCUCUGCCUCGCGUUUCUGGGACGACUGUGUCAAAUACAACUGCACUAUUGUACAGUACAUAGGUGAGAUCUGCCGGUACUUGCUGAACCAGCCAAUUCGAGACACGGAGAGGCAGCAUCCGGUGCGCAUGGCACUGGGCAACGGCCUGCGUCAGUCCAUAUGGGAGGAGUUCAUGAACCGCUUCAAUAUCCCACAGAUCGCAGAGUUCUACGGAGCCACAGAGUGCAACUGCAGCCUGGGCAACUUCGAUAACAAGGUUGGAGCGUGUGGCUUCAACAGUCAGAUUCUACCCUACAUCUACCCCAUCAGACUGGUGAGGGUGGAUGAAGAGACCAUGGAGCUCAUUAGAGGACCUGAUGGCGUCUGCAUUCCCUGCAAACCUGGCGAGCCUGGCCAGCUAGUCGGCAGGAUCAUUCAGAAUGACCCCCUUCGGAGGUUUGACGGCUAUGUCAACCAAACAGCGACCAGCAAGAAGAUUGCUCAAAGUGUCUUUAAGAAGGGAGACACUGCCUAUCUCUCUGGUGACGUGCUGGUCAUGGAUGAAUGUGGUCACAUGUUUUUCAAGGACCGAACAGGAGACACUUUCCGCUGGAAAGGAGAGAAUGUCUCAACCACUGAGGUGGAGGGGACUCUCAGCAGGCUGCUAGACAUGAAAGAUGUAGUUGUAUACGGAGUAGAAGUACCAGGAGCGGAGGGAAAAGCUGGAAUGGCAGCUAUCGCUGAUCCAUCUCACUCCACUGACCUGGAGAAGUUUGUGAAGGACAUGGACAAGGCUCUCCCUCCGUAUGCCAGACCUGUCUUCCUCCGUUUCCUGCCAGAGGUUAAUAAGACAGGAACCUUCAAGUUUCAGAAGACGGACUUGCGUCGGGACGGCUUUGACCCAACUGUGGUGUCAGAUAGACUGUACUUCCUGGAUUCCAGCAGAGCACGCUACGUGCAGGUGGACGAGGAGAAUUACCGCUCCAUACUGUCAGGGAAGCACAAAUUGUGAUGACCAGGCUGACCACUACAUCCACACAUGUACACGUAGACACACACACACACACAGAUACAGAAAAGAAGACAAUAUUGUGCGACAAGGAUAGCAGACAGCAGGACCCUUUCCCCAUACACACAAAUAAAAAGUAAUAGCCAUACACACUCCGACUCAAAUGCCAACACAUUUACACACACACACAGACACACACGCACACACACGCACUCAUUGUACUCCCAAAACCACUUUGCUCUUUGAUCCCUAAAACCAGACUUAUGCACGCCACAAACAGACACACACACAGCACCACUCCAUCCAUCCCUCCCGAAAUCUCCCCAGCAACUCCUCUCGCUACCUCAGCAAACACAGAGAGAGGCACAAACCCAGUUACCAGAUCUAUUCAGUAACUUAAAACCACCCGUCAAGGCCGCAUAUACCCCCAGUGCACACACCUGUCCAUACUGGUAUAUCAAACCAGAUAUUUUGCUGGCAGGGGGGGGGGGGCAUACCACCAAUGGGAGGGAUGAGGAAUGCAGGCUGCCUGGCAUC
Scomber scombrus (Atlantic mackerel) is the source of this 2788-nucleotide messenger RNA. It is a transcript of the gene slc27a4, whose product is annotated as solute carrier family 27 member 4. Gene Ontology annotation, cellular component: microvillus; plasma membrane; endoplasmic reticulum membrane. Gene Ontology annotation, biological process: medium-chain fatty acid transport; response to nutrient; long-chain fatty acid import into cell. The record is from RefSeq and is a predicted model, not a curated record. Gene Ontology annotation, molecular function: long-chain fatty acid-CoA ligase activity; long-chain fatty acid transmembrane transporter activity. Bases 323 to 2254 code for a protein of 643 amino acids. The transcript has 14 exons. NCBI's taxonomy places the organism in Eukaryota, Metazoa, Chordata, Actinopteri, Scombriformes, Scombridae.